This is a messenger RNA of Dermatophagoides pteronyssinus (European house dust mite), 1491 nucleotides long. RefSeq names its product COP9 signalosome subunit 3 (gene CSN3). Gene Ontology annotation, biological process: ubiquitin-dependent protein catabolic process. Gene Ontology annotation, cellular component: COP9 signalosome. The record is from RefSeq and is a predicted model, not a curated record. NCBI's taxonomy places the organism in Eukaryota, Metazoa, Arthropoda, Arachnida, Sarcoptiformes, Pyroglyphidae.
CAAUUCGCAUCGACGAAUACGGAUCUAUUACGUUUUGUUAAAGAUCGAUUGACACCAUCGUCAUCGUCAUCAAACAUCAUGUCGACCGAUAAAUUAUUGACCAUCAUACGAUCACAUUCAUUACAAGGUCAAUAUACACAGAUGGCCGAGUUUAUAUUUAGUGAUAUAUCAUUUAAAAAUUCAUUAAUUGUUGAUGAAUUGAUUCGAAAUCUUGAUAUCCAAGAGAAUACGGUCGCUAUUUUAUAUUUACUUUGUCGACAACAAACUAAUCAACAAAAAGAUAACCAAAAUGGCGGUGGUGUCACAAGUUCAUCAUCAUCCUUAUUGACAUCAACAACAAGCUCAUCCAACAAUAAUACGGCUAAUCCAACAAAAUCAUCAUCAUCAUCAUUAUUAUCAUCGUCGUCGUCAUCAUCAAGACAAUCAAUAUCACAAAUAAUUGAAUUUAUUAAUGAUUGUAAUGAACAUCAGAUUAAACAUGCACCGAAUGAUUUUGCAUCUUUAUGUCAUUCAUUAACUGAAUAUCUAAUGGAUAAUGAUCAACCAUUAAAAGGUUUAGAUCCAUUAUCAAAAGCUAUACAAAAAGUACAACAAUCAUCAACACAAUUAACAUCAAUACAUACGGAUCUAUUGAAAUUAGCAUUGAUUGGAAAAUGUUUAAAACCUGCAUUAACAUUUCUUGAUAUCGAUAUAACCGAUAUAAGCCGUGAAAAUGAUUGUUAUGAUGUUAAAUAUUUUCUUUCAUAUUAUUAUUAUGGUGGAAUUAUUUAUUCAAUUCUACAGAAUUAUGAACGUGCUUUUCUUUUCUUUCAAACGGUAUUAUCGGUAACAGGUGCGGCCAUUUCACAAAUUUCGAUUGAAGCAUAUAAGAAAUAUAUUCUUAUUUCAUUAUUACAAAAUGGUCGUGUUUUACCAUUGAUGGCAAAACAGGUGAAUACCUAUCUAAAUCGUUCAGUAAAACCAUUUUGUGGUCCAUAUAAUAUGUUAAUUACUGCAUAUACAAAUGGUUCGAUUGAAACAUUGAAUGAUAUUUUUGAUACUUAUCGUAAUGAUUAUCAAGAUGAUCAAAAUAUUGGCCUUGUCAAACAGGUGAUCGGUUCAUUGGUCAAAGUAAAGAUGCAAAAAUUGACCAAAACAUUUAUGACAUUAUCAUUGAAAGAUAUGGCACAACGUGUACAUUUACCUAAUGUUGAAGAAGCGGAAAAGAAAAUUCUUCAUAUGAUUGAAAAUGGUGAAAUAUUUGCACAGAUUAAUCAAAAAGAUGGAAUGGUUGAAUUUCAUGAUAAUCCGGAAAAAUAUGAUUCAUUACAAAUGUAUAAAAUGAUUGAAGAACAGAUUAACAAAUGUAUGUGUUUGAAUGAAAAAUUGAAACUAUUAGAUCAGGAUAUAGCUAUUAAUCCUAAAUAUAUACAAAAAAUGCGUAAUAAUGAUGGUGAUUUAGUUUGAUUUAUUGUAUUGAAGCUGAUUAAUUACAAAAAAAUCACUUGAUGA